CAGACGCUGACUUCAGCUACACCUACAACAUUACAAAACCGAGUCUACCACUCUCAAAGGGUCAGACCAUGUCUUCAUCAGAGCUCAUCAAAGCUACGCAAAACAUUACUAAGGCAUCGAGUUCCAGAAAUGACACCAAAAUGCUAAUGCAGCCGUACGCAAACUGGGAGGAGUACUUGACACCAGGUCCAAUUUCCAUUGCCAUUUUGGGAGAGUUGGUCUUCAUUUCAUCAAAAGUGGACUUCUCCAUCAACAAAAGUCCACCAAAAGAUGGAUUCAAAUUCAUCAGGUACCCAGAAUCAUUCAGAGCUUGUCUCAUGCAAGUUUGCAAUGCUGGAUGGAGUGCUUUCAAUGAGGCCCACAAGAACAUGGAUCAGAUUCGCCUACACACAGGCAACGUUCCUGACUACAUAAAGAUGUGCGUGAAAAUUCUUCUCCAAGAUAACGACGAACUUGUUCAAACCUUUAUCCCUGACCAGCUCCAGAAUAUUGACAGCAUAGCAAACGAUUGUCUGGACCUGGCAACGAACACUGAGAAGAAGUUCAUGGAAGUCAUUAUGCUGAUUCAAGAGCUUCUGGAGGCUUGCCUAAAUGCCAAACAGAGUUAUUCUCACGAGCUUGAGGAAGUCAGGCAAAAGCUGGAAACAGCAAAGUUUAGAGAAAAACUGUUAAAGGAAGCCAAUAAGAGGGCUGAAAAUCAUGUGAACAAACUUGAUGAGCAACUUAAACAAGCCCAGAAGUCUUUUGAGGAGGCAAUGAACUCUUUGCCAAAUGAAUGGGAAAUGAUUGGGAUGAAUCUGGUCGAGGGCCUGGCUGGCACAGUGAAUACUAUCCUUUCUGGUGCAGCUUAUAUUAGCACAGGAGGCUUUAUUGCAGACGGAAUUAAAUCAAUUUCAUCUUUUGCUGCACAAAAUACAAUCAAUGCCGGAGCAAGCGUGGAACAGAGUGCGCAAGAACAUGACCCAAUGAACAUAAACAACAUAUACGCCAAUUCAAGCCACAUUUUGUCAGUAAGCCAAAGUUUCCUCAAAUUCAUUGAUAAUAAUCAAAUCAAAUGGGAAGCACUGAAAGAUGAGAGUAGCGGACGAAUAACUUCAAAUUUCCUGAGUAAGAACUUUGAGAUAAUUAAAGACAUUAUCAACAAGCAGAAGCCAUGCCCGCCAAGGCAGGAGGCUUUAUCAAUUUGUCAGAAAGGCAUCUCCAUCUGCACCGAUUUGGCCAGGUAUGCAGAGCAGGGAAAAUGUGAACAAGAUGAAAUGAGCAAUUUGGUUUCACACAUCCACAAUCUAGUAGAGUCUGCUCAAAUAUUUGACUCAAAGAGUAAGGCCUCAACCAACACCCCAGCCUUCACUGCAAAGCCUCCACAACUGUGCAAAACACAGACCAGUGGAUCCGAGAAGAUGACUGCUAGCCAGACUGCUAGAGAAAAUGCCCGUUUUCGUAUAGAGCAGAGUCGGGCUCAGUUAGAUCAAGUGAGGGAAGCUUAUGGGAAGCGAGUAGAUGAAAUGGAGAAGAAGAAGCAGGAGCUGAAUGACGUCCUUAUCUCCCUGAGUACCUGUAAAGUCCAGGAGAUUGACUUUGAAACCACCAUCAAGUUUCUGGUCAAGGGACUUGAUGCCAUGGGACAAGUGAAAGAGCAGUGGGAGAAAAUGGUGCGUUUCUUUCAGAUGGUGUCAAAUAUAAUCAAGACAUGUUUGGAAACCUCACUGAAAGAUUUCACCAAGACUAUUCAGAAGACAUCCACCUCCUCUUUGAGAUACUCGCCAAGUAUGUUCAUCAAAGACAUUAUCUACACCCAAGCAUUUCAUGCCUCAAACAUUGCCCAUUUGGUGAACAUGAUUUCAGGUACCUACACUGAGGUGUCCAACAAAUACUUGAUGGACAGAGUCAGCAGCCUUGGAAAGCUCAUGGCCCUGGACCCUGAGAACCCAAACUUUACCAAAGAGCGCAUGCUACUACAAAAUUCCUGCAAGGAGGCACAGGAUGGUAUACUGCAACUGGUUAAAAGAAACAAGCAAAACUUUGACGGCCAAACUCGAGCAAGAGUGGCGCAAAUUGAAGAAGAAUUGAAGGCAGUUAUGCCGCCACCCUCGCCAAAGGAAACGGAGAAGCUGCAGAAGAUUGUUAGAAAUGGAUUUAAAGAAAAACAGGAGGAUCUAGAGGACCAGUACGCCUAAAUUUCUUGCAUGGCUUCACUAACCUUUCUGGAAAUGUUUUCACGUAAUGAUCAAUUUAAUUUAUUUCUCAGUUUAAAGAAUUUUUACUACAAAGCAUAGCAUUGUGUUACUUCAUGGUUUUUAGCUUCCCGCUGCUCAUCUAGCCAUACAAUCGUGUUUUUGUUUUAGUCUCAGAAAAACUGAGAAAACGCAAUCAUUGCAUUGACUGUUCAAAAUUUGAGAAACUGCAAAAUUAUCAAGUUACAAUAUUGAGGACUAGUUAUAUGAUAUUAUUCACAACUGUUUAUGGUCUAUAUGUUUUGGUAUGGUGUAAGAUGUUUUCUUGUUUCAGUUGGUUUAAGAUUCUAAAACUCUGGUUGCCAAUUUUUUAAGUUGUAAUGAUUUCUUCAUGCUUUAAGAAACAUUUAGCUUUUGUGAUACAUAAUGCAAAU
Molecule: messenger RNA, 2608 nt
Organism: Pygocentrus nattereri (red-bellied piranha)
Lineage: Eukaryota; Metazoa; Chordata; Actinopteri; Characiformes; Serrasalmidae
Exons: 2
Coding region: 69-2177 (702 amino acids)
Source: RefSeq, a predicted model, not a curated record